This is a messenger RNA of Engraulis encrasicolus (European anchovy), 1224 nucleotides long. RefSeq names its product ubiquitin-conjugating enzyme E2 U-like. Gene Ontology annotation, molecular function: ubiquitin conjugating enzyme activity. NCBI's taxonomy places the organism in Eukaryota, Metazoa, Chordata, Actinopteri, Clupeiformes, Engraulidae. Gene Ontology annotation, biological process: DNA repair; proteasome-mediated ubiquitin-dependent protein catabolic process; protein polyubiquitination. Gene Ontology annotation, cellular component: HULC complex. The record is from RefSeq and is a predicted model, not a curated record. Bases 104 to 1066 code for a protein of 320 amino acids. The transcript is spliced from 10 exons.
AACUGGUAGUAUUCCAUGGUAGGAUGUUAGGUUGGUAGGCUAUGGUAGGCCUAGGUAUUAUGUUAAACUUAUACGGUAUUUUAGACUUAGCUAGGCUACUUCAAUGCGCUCUACGGCUUCACCGCCCGAAGGACAGGCGAACUGCGCGGUCCAAACGCUAUCUGAAUCUCUAAAAUGUCGACUGGGUAUAGAAGCAUAUCCAGUCAGAGGCAAUCAACUUGAAUGGAAUGCAAUUAUCACAGGACCAAAAGACACGAUCUGGGAAGGUGGCGUAUUGAGUCUAUCAUUGUAUUUCCAUGAGCAGCCCAACCAGCAACCAUAUGUCGUUUUCUGCACUGUUCCUUUUCACCCUAAUGUGGACAGAGACACAGGAGAGGUGUGUGUCAACUUCCCUCUGGCUGGAAAGGAAUGGGAUCCCAAUACUGUGUUCAGCAUCUUACUGCAUACACAGUUUGUGCUUGCCCACCCUAUUUUGGACAACCCUGUAAAUGUGGAAGCUGCUGAGAUGUUAAUGAAUAAACCGCACAUCUACAGGAAAGUGGUUGAGCAGUGUGUCAAAACCAGUCAAAAGCUGAAACAGACAUGCCUUGUGACUGAGGGAGACACCAGUCAACAUUUGCACCGUGACAGGAUUGUCAAGAGGAUCCCUUUUGAGGAGUAUCUACAGGCAUGGACAAAACUAGCUACUAGCAAAGCAAGAACUCUGAUGACAAAUGAAUCACUGGGGCAACAAGUCAGUACUGCCCAAGUUCUUUUUGAGAACUCUGGAUCACGAUCCCUUGCGUCAAUACCUUUAACUGAAGCAUGUUCUGACAGCAUCAACGACAUGAUGUACGGAAUAGUAAAAGCAAAGCCACCAAGGACAGAGAAACGACGGCACAGACUUAAGCAGAUUCAACACAUGAUGAAGUUAUACAAGCUUUAUAGCAAAGCAGACCUCUGGAGGGACGGCCUGUCUGCACCCCCUACCAGUGCUCAACAUCCGGCCGCAGACAUGGAGUCAGAGGUGGAUAUGCUGGUGGCAUGGACACACUCCUUAUCAUUGGAGCAUCUAGAUGACUACUAAUCCUGCAGCAGACACAGAAUACUGGCAUGCCAUCACAUGGUUGCAUUCAUAUCAUGGUGGAGGAAUUUGAUAAGGGAGAGCAACUAGGCACUGCCUGAAAUUUUAACAGGCAUCAAUUUCUAUAAAUAAACACCCCCUUCCAAGCAAUUAAAACAUUA